GUCGGGGACACAUCUCGAGAACUAAAAAGGACGAAGAACAUGUCUCCAAACACGACUUGUGAUGCCCUGGCAUCCUUUUCUCAGAGGCCCAACGCGGCCAAAAAGAAAGAAGCCCUUGAGCUCAGAAAGACUAUGAAACCUUUGCUGGAAAAAAGAAGGCGCGCUCGUAUUAACGACAGCCUGAACCACUUGAAAGAGCUGAUUCUUCCUUUCACCGGCAGAGAUAAGACUCGUUACUCCAAGUUGGAGAAAGCAGACAUCCUGGAGAUGACUGUGAGGUUCCUCAGUGACACCCGGCCUGUCCAAAAUAAAAAUUCCACGGGCAGUUACCAAGAGGGCUACAAAACUUGCCUCCAGCGCGUCUCUGCGCUCCUUCCCAAAAGCAGCCUGCAGGAGCGGGACGCGUCCCGGCAGGUGACCGACUUCCUCCAGCGGUCCGUGGCCUCCGCGGUCGCCCGGCAGUGCCUCAAGUGCUGCACACAGAGCUCCGCGGCUUUCCCGCACAUCCAGCAGAGGCUCCUGAGCCUCAAAUCCAGUUGGGGCCACAAACCCGAAGGCGAAAUGUCGCCCAUCAGAGCUCGGUCAGCUCCGCAGCACGACAGCGCCACCGUGUGGAGACCCUGGUAGAUCAUUCCAGCGGUUCCAACGCCUGCCAACCUCGGGGCGACUAGAGCAUGUGAUAUACAUGUACAUGUUGAAUGAUAUAGCAUGACUUGUAUACAUUUAAGAUUUAUCCGUUAAAUCGACUUAGCUGAGUAUUGUAUACUUUCCCGUUUGCGUACGCGUCGGUUGUCCUGUAUAAGUUGACAAAUCUAGACUGUCGUAUUUUUUUUCAAACUCCGCAUGUAUGUUUUACGUUCAAUAAUUUGGUCUGCUUUGAGGACUGAAUGAUUA
Phyllopteryx taeniolatus (common seadragon) is the source of this 894-nucleotide messenger RNA. Its product is annotated as transcription factor HES-2-like. The coding region runs from base 40 to 627 and encodes 195 amino acids. The transcript is spliced from 4 exons. Gene Ontology annotation, biological process: regulation of neurogenesis; regulation of transcription by RNA polymerase II; anterior/posterior pattern specification. Gene Ontology annotation, molecular function: DNA-binding transcription factor activity, RNA polymerase II-specific; protein dimerization activity; RNA polymerase II cis-regulatory region sequence-specific DNA binding. The record is from RefSeq and is a predicted model, not a curated record. NCBI's taxonomy places the organism in Eukaryota, Metazoa, Chordata, Actinopteri, Syngnathiformes, Syngnathidae. Gene Ontology annotation, cellular component: nucleus.